AAGCCAAUUUCGCCAGUGGAUGAGGCCAAGCCUGCUGAGGUUGAGAAAGCAGUUUCACCAGUUGCUGAUGAAACUAAGGAAAUUGAAGAGGUAGAAGAAAUUGUAACUGAGACCAAACUUGACGAAAAACAACCAGAGGCCAAGCCAGUUUCGCCUGUCGCUGAGGCCAAGCCUGCUGAGGUUAAGAAAGCAAUUUCACCAGUUGCUGAUGAAACUAAGGAAACUAAGGAAAUUGAAGAAGUAGAAGAAAUUGUUACUGAGACUAAACUUGACAAAAAACAACUUGAGGCCAAGCCAGUUUCGCCAGUCGAUGAGGCUAAGCCUGCUGAGGUUGAGAAAGCAGUUUCACCAGUUGCUGAUAAAACUAAGGAAAUUGAAGAGGUAGAAGAAAUUGUGACUGAGACCAAACUAGACGUGACACAACUCGAGGCCAAGCCAGUUUCGCCAGUCGAUGAGGCUAAGCCUGCUGAGGUUGAGAAAGCAGUUUCACCAGUUGCUGAUGAAACUAAAGAAAUUGAAGAAGUAGAAGAAAUUGAAGAAGUAGAAGAAAUUGAAGAAGUAGAAGAAGUAGAAGAAAUGACUGAGACCAAACUUGACGAAAAACAACUCGAGGCUAAGCCAGUUACGCUUGUCGCUGAAGCCAAGCCUGCUGAGGUUGAGGAAGCAGUUUCACCAGUUGCUGAUGAAACUAAGGAAAUUGAAGAGGUAGAGGAAAUUGUGACUGAGACCAAACUAGACGUGAAACAACUCGAGGCCAAGCCAGUUUCGCCAGUCGAUGAGGCCAAGCCUGCUGAGGUUGAGGAGGCAGUUUCACCAGUUGCUGAUGAAACUAAGGAAAUUGAAGAGGUAGAAAAAAUUGUGACUGAGACCAAACUAGACGUGAAACAACUCGAGGCCAAGCCAGUUUCGCCUGUCGAUGAGGCCAAGCCUGCUGAGGUUGAGAAAGCAGUUUCACCAGUUGCUGAUGAAACUAAAGAAAUUGAAGAAGUAGAAGAAAUUGAAGAAGUAGAAGAAAUGCCUGAGACUAAACUUGACGAAAAACAACUCGAGGCUAAGGCAGUUCCUCCUGUCGAUGAGGCCAAGCCUUCUGAGGUUGAGAAAGCAGUUUCACCAGUUGCUGAUGAAACUAAGGAAAUUGAAAAGCUAGAAGAAAUUGUGACUGAGACCAAACUAGACGUGAAACAACUCGAGGCUAAGCCAGUUCCUCCUGUCGAUGAGGCCAAGCCUGCUGAGGUUGAGAAAGCAGUUUCACCAGUUGCUGUUGAAACUAAGGAAAUUGAAGAGGUAGAAGAAAUUGUGCCUAAAACCAAACUAGACGUGACACAACUCGAGGCCAAGCCAGUUUCGCUAGUCGAUGAGGCCAAGCCUGCUGAGGUUGAGAAAGCAGUUUCACCAGUUGCUGAUGAAACUAAAGAAAUUGAAGAAGUAGAAGUAAUUGUUACUGAGACAAAACUUGACGAAAAGCAACUCCAGGCUAAGCCAGUUACGCCUGUCGCUGAGGCCAAGCCUGCUGAGGUUGAGAAGCCAGUUUCACCAGUUGCGGAUGAAAUUAAGGAAAUUGAAGAGGUAGAAAAAAUUGUGACUGAGACCAAACUGGACGUGAAACAACUCGAGGCCAAGCCAGUUUCGCCUGUCGAUGAGGCCAAGCCUGCUGAGGUUGAGAAGCCAGUUUCACCAGUUGCUGAUGAAACUAAGGAAAUUGGAGAGGUAGAAAAAAUUGUGACUGAGACCAAACUAGACGUGACACAACUCGAGGCCAAGCCAGUUUCGCCAGUCGAUGAGGCCAAGCCUGCUGAGGUUGAGAAAGCAGUUUCACCAGUUGCUGAUGAAACUAAAGAAAUUGAAGAAGUAGAAGAAAUUGAAGAGGUAGAAGAAAUUGAAGAAGUAGAAGAAGUAGAAGAAAUGACUGAGACUAAACUUGACGAAAAACAACUCGAGGCUAAGCCAGUUACGCCUGUCGAUGAGGCCAAGCCUGCUGAGGUUGAGAAAGCAGUUUCACCAGUUGCUGAUGAAACUAAAGAAAUUGAAGAAGUAGAAGAAAUUGAAGAAGUAGAAGAAAUGACUGAGACCAAACUUGACGAAAAACAACUCAAGGCUAAGCCAGUUUCUCCUGUAGAUGAGGCCAAGUCUGCUGAGGUUGAAAAAGCAGUUUCACCAGUUGCUGAUGAAACUAAAGAAAUUGAAGAGGUAGAAGAAAUUGUGACUGAGACCAAACUAGACGUGACACAACUCGAGGCUAAGCCAGUUUCGCCAGUCGAUGAGGCCAAGCCUGCUGAGGUUGAGAAAGCAGUUUCACCAGUUGCUGAUGAAACUAAGGAAAUUGAAGAGGUAGAAAAAAUUGAGACCAAACUAGACGUGAAACAACUCGAGGCUAAGCCAGUUUCGCCUGUCGAUGGGGCCACGCCUGCUGAGGUUGAGAAAGCAGUUUCACCAGUUGCUGAUGAAACUAAGGAAAUUGAAGAAGUAGAAGAAAUUGUGACAAUUGUGACUGAGACCAAACUAGACGUGAAACAACUCGAGGCCGAGCCAGUUUCGCCUGUCGAUGAGGCCAAGCCUGCUGAGGUUGAGAAAGCAGUUUCACCAGUUGCUGAUGAAACUAAAGAAAUUGAAGAAGUAGAAGAAAUUGUUACUGAGACCAAACUUGACGAAAAACGACUCGAGGCUAAGCCAAAUACGCCUAUCGCUGAGGCCAAGCCUGCUGAGGUUGAGAAGCCAGUUUCACCAGUUGCUGAUGAAACUAAGGAAAUUGAAGAGGUAGAAAAAAUUGUGACUGAGACCAAACUAGACGAAAAACAACUCGAGGCCAAGCCAGUUUCGCCUGUCGAUGAGGCCAAGCCUGCUGAGGUUGACAGAGCAGUUUCACCAGUUGCUGAUGAAACUAAGGACAUUGAAGAAGUAGGAGAAAUUGUGACUGAGACCAAACUUGACGAAAAACAACUCGAGGCCAAGUCAGUUACGCCAGUCGUUGAGGCCAAGCCUGCUGAGGUUGAGAAAGCAGUUUCACCAGUUGCUGAUGAAACUCAGGAAAUUAAAGAGGUAGAGGAAAUUGUGACUGAGACCAAACAAGACGUGAAACAACUCGAGGCCAAGCCAGUUUCACCUGUCGCUGAGGCCAGGCCCGCUGAGGUUGAGAAAGCAGUUUCACCAGUUGCUGAUGAAACUAAGGAAAUUGAAGAAGUAGAAGAAAUUUUGACUGAUACUAAACAUGACGUGACACAACUCGAGGCCAAGCCAGUUUCGCUAGUCGAUGGGGCCAAGCCUGCUGAGGUUGAGAAAACGAUUUCACCAGUUGCUGAUGAAACUAAGGAAAUUGAAGAGGUAGAAAAAAUUGUUACUGAGACCAAACUAGACGUAACACAACUCGAGGCCAAGCCAGUUUCUCCUGUCGAUGAGGCCAAGCCUGCUGAGGUUGAGAAAGCAGUUUCACCAGUUGCUGAUGAAACUAAAGAAAUUGAAGAAGUAGAAGAAAUUGUGACUGAGACCAAACUUGACGAAAAACAACUCGAGGCUGAGCCAGUUACGCCUGUUGCUGAGGCCAAGCCUGCUGAGGUAAUUGAAGAAGUAGAAGAAAUUGUUACUGACACCAAACUUGAAGAAAAACAACUCGGGGCUAAGCCAGUUACGCCUGUCGCUGAGGCCAAGCCUGCUGAGGUUGAGAAGCCAGUUUCACCAGUUGCUGAUGAAACUAAGGAAAUUGAAGAGGUAGAAAAAAUUGUGACUGAGACCAAACUAGACGUGACACAACUCGAGGCUAAGCCAGUUUCGCCAGUCGAUGAGGCCAAGCCUGCUGAGGUUGAGAAAGCAGUUUCGCCAGUUGCUGAUGAAACUAAGGAAAUUGAAGAGGUAGAAAAAAUUUUUACUGAGACCAAACUAGACGUGACACAACUCGAGGCUAAGCCAGUUUCGCCAGUCGAUGAGGCCAAGCCUGCUGAGGUUGAGAAAGCAGUUUCACCAGUUGCUGAUGAAACUAAGGAAAUUGAAGAGGUAGAAGAAAUUGUUACUGAAACCAAACUUGACGAAAAACAACUCGAGGCUAAGCCAGUUUCUUCUGUCGAUGAGGCCAAGCCUGCUGAGGUUAAGAAAGCAGUUUCACCAGUUGCUGAUGAAACCAAAGAAAUUGAAGUAGUAGAAGAAAUUGUUACUGAGACCAAACUUGACGAAAAACAACUCGAGGCCAAGCCAGUUUCGCCUGUCGAUGAGGCCAAGCCUGCUGAGGUUGAGGAAGCAGUUUCACCAGUUGCUGAUGAAACUAAGGAAAUUGGAGAGGUAGAAAAAAUUGUGACUGAGACCAAACUAGACGUGAAACAACUCGAGGCCAAGCCAGUUUCGCCUGUCGAUGAGGCCAAGCCUGCUGAGGUUGAGAAGCCAGUUUUACCAGUUGCUGAUGAAACUAAGGAAAUUGGAGAGGCCCGCUGA
Messenger RNA from Wyeomyia smithii (pitcher-plant mosquito), 4416 nucleotides. Its product is annotated as neurofilament heavy polypeptide-like. NCBI's taxonomy places the organism in Eukaryota, Metazoa, Arthropoda, Insecta, Diptera, Culicidae. The coding region runs from base 577 to 4416 and encodes 1279 amino acids. The record is from RefSeq and is a predicted model, not a curated record. The transcript is spliced from 5 exons.